Echinococcus granulosus is the source of this 1521-nucleotide messenger RNA. RefSeq lists its product as hypothetical. Lineage: Eukaryota; Metazoa; Platyhelminthes; Cestoda; Cyclophyllidea; Taeniidae. Bases 1 to 1521 code for a protein of 506 amino acids. The record is from RefSeq and is a predicted model, not a curated record. The transcript is spliced from 14 exons.
AUGAUUACCUUUGACUAUUUCCCACAUAGUCAAACCAUUUCUUGUGACGAUUUCAACUUGCCAUUUUCAAAUGCAUUGAAGAUAUUUCAAGUUCUAAAUUGGACUCGAGAUCUCCAAAAUACGACUAGAAGAUUCAAUUCAAAAAAUGUCGAUCAGAAGAAGACAGCAAAACCCCCAAUUUGGGCAACCAAAUUAACCAUUUGCAAAACUAUCAAUGGUCAGUAUGCACUGAUUAACCUAGUACUUCUCAAUCGCUUAACAGUUUGGAAAAAGUUCAGCAAUUUGUUGAUAACAUUAAAAAUCAGGCAACACAAGAAAGAAAAGUUCAACCAAACCAUAAAACGAAAGGCAGUGAAAAUACAUUUUCGUUUAAAUAAACCCAGCACCAACCGUUUAAAAUUGCUUGAAGAAAGAAGAAGCGGCCCAAAUCCAAAUAGCAAAAUUUUAAACUUGGUUAGCAAUUCAUUUAUUUACUUUAGGUCUUCAAUAGCGAUUGCUACCAUAAAAAAUAGAAUUCUCGUUAAAUUUUUUGGGUUAGCAAGCCCGAAAAAUUCAAGCUUAACUACGCUUGAUGGGUUUCAUUCACAAUCAAAUGACUUAUUAACCCAUCAACCUACAAAGGAGUCGAGAAGUCUUGGGGCACAUAAAUUAGCAAAUAUUUCAUUAUGCCUUUCUUCAUUAUUUUUUAAACACCGACAUUAUCAGACAAAAUUAUUAUUCGUCGACAGCCAGCAAGAUAAGAAUACUAGAGUUGAGCAAAGAAAGUUUGGCUUUAGAAGUAGUUUAUACUCAACCAGGAAAAUUUUUGAAAAUUAUGUUAAGAAUGAGCAAAAAUUAUUCCAAAACCAACAAAUCUACUUCGCUAUAUUUAGUAACAUUUUGCUCCAUGUGAAUGAACUUUUGUCUGAGGCUCUUUUUCAUGCAGUCGUAAUCAGUUGCUUUGUGACCAAUGAAUUGGCUUUUACUCUUCGUCGGCGUAAUCCUAAGCUUGUACAAAAAUGGUCCAUAGUUUACAAACUUGUCCCAAAUGACUGGUUUAAAGGACAUUUUUGCCUUUGCUUUGUCGUUGAUUUGUGCAAAAACGAUGCUUCAGCUUACCCAAAGUAUCAAGAGAAAACAUUUUUUAAAUGCAGAAUUUCCUUAACCAAUAUUUUUUUAAAAAAAUAUUACCUACCUUUUGAAUACUAUAAAGAUCUGUGUAAGUUCAUACAUAUUUUUCGCUCGCUUAUUCAGUUUUUGAGUUUAAUUACGACUUGCAAAUCUUUGGCAUUUGUAGAACCCAUGCGCAGUCUCAAUCCUUGGAAAUACUAUUUCAACCAUUAUCGACAAUUCUUCUCUUUGAUAUUACUCGUAAUUUGCAAUUCUGCGAAAGCAAUUAUAGAGGUUGACCAUUAUAACGAAUAUCGUUCGGGGAACCUCAUUAGUUUUCUAAAUUUUAUGGCUUUUGCCGAAAUCAAUUAUCCCAAGGUUUCUUAUUCAUUAUUGCUGAGCAUUAUUUUGAAUUCCACUUUAGAAAUUUAA